UUCAUAACGUGUUUUAAUUUAUCAAGCUACAGGGAGCUGUUGCAGUUGUGUAAACCGGAUGCGAGUCAAAUUUUUUUGCUUUCACUUUCUCUUCAGCGAUAACCUCUUUUGAUCUAGCAAGGGAUCUUAUGGUACUUUCCUUUUACUGACUUCACAUCUGCAUUUCCGACCACCCGGCGCACCCACUCAUGAAAGACUGCGUUUCUAAGUUAGAUUUGCCCUAAAUAGGUACUUCCCCAGCAAGUUUUUUUUUUUUUUAGUCUGCGUCAUUUUCCUGCGUAGUUUCCUCGGUUCCGGCUCUUAAAUGUUUUCACGGCUGUAAGGUAAAUCAGUUCUGUACUCUUUUUAGUUAACGACACAUUCAUUUAUCGCUUUUCGUGAUUGUUUUAAUCCGAUCCGGUUACAAGUAUAUGUGUCCAUAUCGUUCUUUAGUUCUCGGUAUGUUAGUCUCCAGCGCUCUGCAGGCCGUGGCAUUUCCGGACCACCUUCAGCUGAUCAGUGAAAUACUGGAUUCCCUGAACAGCUGUGAACGCAGGAGACUCUGCUACCUGUGCGAGAGGAUGGACGCAGACUGCGGUGUGGCCUCCGUGAAGGAGAUGUUGAAAUCUAAAAUGAUGUGCCAAGAAAACGCCCAUCUCUUUCUGGAAGAGCUCAUGUGGCGAUUGGGACGCUUUGAUAUCCUGAAGAGGGUGCUUAAAGUGAGCAGAGACGACGUAGAGAGGAGUCUGACAUACAGACAGCUUCUCCCGAGAUUCAGAGUGCUGGUGGUGAAUAUAAGUGAGGAUCUGGUUAUUUCGGAUCUGGAGGAUAUUAAAUUUUUGUUGAGCCACACAUUAUCCCGUGAGAGGAUUGAGAAUGCAAAGAAUUUCCUGGAUGUGAUGGUUGAACUCGAGAAGCUCGAUUUAGUUUCACCCGAGAGGGUCGACAUUGUGAAGGACUGUUUGACUCAAAUUGGCAGGCUAGAUCUCGCCAAAAAAGUGGCCACUUACAAGAUGUCAGCUGGACUACCUGAACAGAAUUUACCGCAGCAAAACUAUAGAGCGUCUCCAAUAAGACAAGGACCGUCCUUUCGCGUUGCCAGAGUAAAUACUCCUGUAUACAGAGAGCAGAGCUGUGAGGCUCAGCUCGAGUGCUACAAAUUUAACACUAAUCCCAGAGGAGUUUGUGUGAUCAUAGACUGCGUGGGCAAUGAUGGAGAAAUGUUGGAAAAGACAUUUAAGGCUCUUCACUUCAGCGUGAUUCUCUGCAAGUGGCUGAGUGCUGAUGACACUCUUUCAACUCUCAGUGAAAGAAUCAGACGGAGGGAGAACCACAGCGGUGAUGCUUUCGUCUGCUGCAUCAUUAGCCGUGGUACAGCCAAUCAUCUCUUGGGUACAGACAUGGUUGGCAGAGGUCUACCUAUGGACGCUGUCAGACGUCUGUUCACCGCUGAAGAGUGCCCCAUGCUGUCUGGAAAGCCCAAAAUCUUCUUCAUCCAGAGGUACAGCGCUCCACAGUAUAUGCCCUGCGCCAGGGUGGAGCACCGGGAUGAGGAUCUCGAGACAGACGCCGGCGAUUGCCACCCCAUAUGCCAUUCUAUCCCUACGGAUGCAGACGUGUUCUGGAGUCACUGCUGGACAGAUGAAUGUCAGCUGGAGCAAGGACAACAUCGCUCGGUUUACCUGAAGGCCCUGACAGACGCCUUAGAAAAACCCCAAAGGAGGAAAACUCAUCUGGUUGACGUUCAUACGCAGGUGAACGGGGUCGUCUUUGAACACAACAAAAGGCAUCCAGAUGAAAACUAUUACAUUGAUGUAAAACACACUCUAAGGAAGCAUCUUUACUUAGAAUGAAGGAUUUAUCAUCAGAACCUUCAAUAAUGUUUGACACAUUCUAAUAGUGCAUGUCCUUUGCCAGAGAAGAACAGUAAUACUGUGUAAAUACUGACACCUUCUGGUUGUAUUUAAUCAUCAGAGAUGAAGGAGAAAAACUGUUUAAUUGCUAAUUUAAUUGCAUAAUUUAAUUUAAUUUAAUGUUUUUAAUUUAAUGUUCUUAGGAAAAUUAUUUUUUGUGUACCUACAUAGUUGAAUGGUGUCAUCACAGACAAAUUUAGUUUCAGGAUAAAACUGUAGUAACAAUACAUCCUCAGCUGUCGAUCUCAUCACCACAGACAGCAGCCAACAAAGAAAGCAGCAUGUCAUUGAACAAUACACUGGCUUGUAGCAGAAACAAAUAUCAAAAUAUGAAAGAUUGAAAGAAAAAAAAACAUUUUCAAGUAAAGCUCAAAGACAGCAACACACUGUACUCACUUUAACAUAUUUUAUUUGCAUUAAUACUUCUUGCCACAUUAAGAGCAGCUAAAGUUGACGGAAUAAAUUUCAGAGCCGUACUUUGUUUUAACUAUUAUUUUGUUAUUUUUUUUUAAACGUAUGUAGAGGCACAAAUAGUUUGCAGUGAGUAAACACUAUAUUUAGUUUGCACUAUCUACUGGAUAUAUAUUUUUCUAUCUGUUGUCACUCAGUGCUUUUAUUAUUACAUUUAUAUAUUUUUUUUAUUUUGAUGUAUGCAUUUUCUGCAGUUUUUUCCUUUAAAUUCUGAACUGUUUUUAGUUUUUUUCCUACCACAUAAAUAAAACCACAAUUAUUAUUAAUAAUAAUUAUUAAUAAUGUUAAACUAUAUUAGGUAUUAGAUACAACAAUGUGAACGAUUAUUGGCAGAAUUAUAGUACUUUGUACGAAAAUGACAAAUGUGCAUAAUAAAAUGUGAACAGAGACAAACUAGUAUUAAGAAAUACUUCAAAUAAUCACAAGAAUAAACUGAGUUCUCUUUGUUAUCGUACUUUGGAAGAGCAGCUUGUAUGUUAAGUGUUUGUUGUGGCUUUUUUUACUUUCCAUUUACGCAUUUUUAUGUUUGAAACAUUCUAAUAAAGGCAAAGAAAACACUUGG
Messenger RNA from Amphiprion ocellaris (clown anemonefish), 2925 nucleotides. Its product is annotated as CASP8 and FADD-like apoptosis regulator. Lineage: Eukaryota; Metazoa; Chordata; Actinopteri; Pomacentridae. Gene Ontology annotation, molecular function: cysteine-type endopeptidase activity; protein binding. The record is from RefSeq and is a predicted model, not a curated record. The transcript is spliced from 9 exons. The coding region runs from base 411 to 1832 and encodes 473 amino acids. Gene Ontology annotation, biological process: negative regulation of extrinsic apoptotic signaling pathway via death domain receptors; proteolysis.